Molecule: messenger RNA, 616 nt
Organism: Andrographis paniculata
Lineage: Eukaryota; Viridiplantae; Streptophyta; Magnoliopsida; Lamiales; Acanthaceae
Product: auxin-responsive protein SAUR27-like
Exons: 1
Coding region: 110-379 (89 amino acids)
Biological process (GO): response to auxin
Source: RefSeq, a predicted model, not a curated record
CAUACAACGAGCAUCAAGUCCUAAAGCUACUUCAUUCUUACAAAGCCUUCGAUUCUCACAUCAUCAGAUCUUAAUAAAACUCCCCUAUUCUUACCCAAUACAAUCAGCAAUGGCCAUUGUACAGAAGCUGAGACGUUCUCUGUCAAGCGAAAGAAGAUCAGCCGAGGUUCCAAAGGGGCACUUAGCCGUUUACGUUGGGGAGAGCAGCGAAAAGAGGCGGUUUGUUGUUCCGGUGUCUUAUUUGAAGAAUCCUAUAUUUCAAGAAUUACUGUCUCAAGCUGAGGAGGAAUUCGGGUUCCAUCAUCCUAUGGGAGGCCUCACCAUUCCAUGCACCGAGGAUUUAUUUGUCGAACUCACAUCCCUCUUGAGCAAGUCAUAGAAUACAAACAUUUCUAGAUAAAUAGGUAGAUAGAUUUUAGUAUUGUUUUCAGAGGCAUUUAUCCUUUCAAUUACUAAGGAUUUUUUUGCCCGGACAAGAAUUGUAUUUUUUUUACCAGAAAUUACACUCCACAAACACAUUGCAAGAAAGUUCUGUUGAGCAAUUUCAUGCGUAAAAACAUUACCUAAUUCUGCAUAUGCUAUGUAUAAUUCUAACGGAUACUUAUUUCUCAUCUCU